This is a messenger RNA of Homalodisca vitripennis (glassy-winged sharpshooter), 891 nucleotides long. RefSeq lists its product as uncharacterized. The transcript is spliced from 2 exons. Bases 1 to 891 code for a protein of 296 amino acids. Lineage: Eukaryota; Metazoa; Arthropoda; Insecta; Hemiptera; Cicadellidae. The record is from RefSeq and is a predicted model, not a curated record.
AUGGUUUUUGUCAAAGGGCGUUCGACCACUUCAAACCUCCUAUCUUUUCAAAAUAGUAUCCUCAAAGCGUUUUCUAACUCACACCAAGUUGAUGCCAUCUACACAGAUUUCUCGAAAGCAUUUGAUCGAGUUAGUCACAACUACCUUGUUGCUAAGCUCAGAGCUGUUGGUGUCGGUGGGGCGCUCUUGAGUUGGCUGGAUGUUAUCUACGGGACCGUUUUCUUCAGGUGCGAGUGGCGGGCUCACUAUCCCAACCUUUCCCAGCUGUUUCUGGUGUACCUCAGGGUUCCCUACUGGGGCCAGUGUUGUUCACAAUCUUCAUUAAUGAUCUGGUUCAAUGUGUGGGUUUCAAAUGUUCUACUUUUUCCUGAUGACGCUAAAAUUUUCAAAGAAAUUGCAUCUGUGGAGGAUUGUGUGUCCCUACAGGAGAGUAUUGAUUUGCUUGCAGAAUGGUGCGACGUUAAUGAUAUGCUUCUGAACAUUUCCAAGUGCUCUAUUGUGACAUUCUCUAGGACCAGUCGUGAUAUUUUUUCUGUCCGAGCUCUGAACAUCCUCUACGUCCACCUUGUUCGACCCAUACUUGAAUAUUCUUCUACUGUCUGGAACCCUUACCUUGUUGGUCACAUUGAUAGGCUUGAGCACAUACAGAACCGCUUCAUUCGUUUGAUUGGGCUGCGGCUGGGCUUUGAGUACCGUAAUGUGCCGAUUGAUGACCUUCGAGUUCAGUUUAACUUGGAACCUCUCCAUUCAAGACGUAUAGUUCAUGAUCUGCUUUUCUUAAAGAAGUUGAUCUGCUCUGUCAUUGAUGCACCUGAUCUGCUCGAAUUGCUGGACUUCCGGGCAUCACGUCAUCUUCGGUCACCCCCCAGCUGUUUGCAAGGGCGGCACUAA